Molecule: messenger RNA, 519 nt
Organism: Juglans microcarpa x Juglans regia
Lineage: Eukaryota; Viridiplantae; Streptophyta; Magnoliopsida; Fagales; Juglandaceae
Exons: 2
Coding region: 1-519 (172 amino acids)
Source: RefSeq, a predicted model, not a curated record
AUGGGGCAAGCACCAGUGCUCAAGUUGCCAGAUUUUUCUAAAAUUUUUGAAGUGGACAGUGAUGCUUUGCAUAUUGGAAUCGGAGGUGUGCUAAGUCAGGAAGGCCAUCCCAUUGCUUUUUUCAGUGAGAAACUUAAUGACACUCGCCAACGCUACUCGCAAUUUGAAUUUGUUAUUAAGCAUAAGUCAGGGACUGAGAAUAAAGUGGUUGACGCCUUGAGCAGGAGACCUCAUUUGUUACAUAUAUCUUCAACUAAUGUUGUAGGAUUCGAUGUUCUAAAAAUAGAGUAUGCCAACGAUGUAGAUUUUGGCAAUGCAUGGAGUGAUCUCUCCAAUCAUGACUACCCAUCUGAUAGUGACUAUAUGUUGCGUAAGGGAUUUUUAUUCUUCAAGUCACGCCUAUGCAUUCCGUGUGGGUCCUUUCGGGAAUUUCUAAUUUCAGAACUCCACGGCGGGGGUUUAGCAAGGCAUUUCGGGUAUGAUAAGACUUAUGCUAUUGUGGUUGAUCGGUUCUAUUAG